This is a messenger RNA of Oryza brachyantha (malo sina), 919 nucleotides long. RefSeq names its product probable prolyl 4-hydroxylase 7. Gene Ontology annotation, cellular component: endoplasmic reticulum. The transcript has 8 exons. Gene Ontology annotation, biological process: peptidyl-proline hydroxylation to 4-hydroxy-L-proline. Lineage: Eukaryota; Viridiplantae; Streptophyta; Magnoliopsida; Poales; Poaceae. Bases 1 to 870 code for a protein of 289 amino acids. Gene Ontology annotation, molecular function: iron ion binding; procollagen-proline 4-dioxygenase activity; L-ascorbic acid binding. The record is from RefSeq and is a predicted model, not a curated record.
AUGUCUGAUACUAGAUUUAUGGAUGUUAUACGACAAUUCGUCGCCGGCGGCGAGGGAGGCGGGGGACUCGACGCCUCCCGCGCCGUCAGCGUCUCGUGGCGCCCCAGGGUGUUCCUGUACGAGGGGUUCCUGUCGGAGGCGGAGUGCGAUCACCUCGUCGCGCUGGCCAAGCAGGGCACGAUGGAGAAGUCGACGGUGGUGGACGGCAAGUCGGGGAAGAACGUGAUGAGCGAGGAGAGGACCAGCUCCGGCAUGUUCCUCGCCAAGAAGCAGGAUGACAUUGUUGCAAGAAUCGAGGAGAGGAUUGCUGUUUGGACCAUGCUUCCAGAAGAAAACGGUGAAUCCAUGCAAAUACUACGUUAUGAGCAAGGUGAGAAAUACGAGCCACACUUUGAUUACAUUCGUGGACAGCCACGUUCAGCCCGUGAAGGUCAUCGGGUUGCCACCGUGCUCAUGUACCUAUCAAGUGUCAAGAUGGGUGGAGAGACCGUCUUCCCCGAUUCAGAGGCUAGAUUGUCACAGCCUAAAGACGAGACAUGGUCGGACUGCGCAGAACAGGGCUUCGCAGUGAAACCAGUGAAAGGCAGUGCGGUGCUGUUCUUCAGCCUCCACCCCAACGUGACAUUGGACGCAGACAGCCUGCACGGAAGCUGCCCUGUCAUAGAAUGCGAGAAGUGGUCGGCGACGAAAUGGAUCCAUGUGAGAUCGUACGACAAUCGCCGGGCGUCCGCUGACAAGUGCGACGAUGAACAUGCUCUCUGCCCCAGCUGGGCUGCCGCGGGAGAGUGUGCCAAGAACCCCGGCUAUAUGGUCGGCACCAGCGACUCCCCGGGAUUCUGCCGGAAGAGUUGCGAUGCAUGUACAUCGUAGUUCCAGACAACUGAUCGACUAAUCGUAAUAAAUACAUAAAAUUUUAUAA